AUGGAGUCAACUUCUCAAUCAUAUAUCAAUAAAGAUUUGCAUCCAAAAAUUGAAACAAUGGAUACUCAAGAGUCACACAUCUUCAUUGUUCACAUUCCAGAUGGUUUUACAAGAGGGGAUAUUGGUGCUAAAAUUGAGUAUGAUUUUGGAAGGGUGAGAGUUUUUGGUGAAAGAUCAAUUGAAUCAAAUAAAUUUAUACGUUUCAAUGAAAAACAUCAAGUUCCAACACAUUGUGAUAUUGGCAAUAUUAUAGGUAAGUUUGAUGGAAAAACUGUCACUAUUACAAUGCCAAAUAUUCUAACUAAAGUUCCUCAACAAAACACUUCUCUUCAAGAACCUAAGAAAACAUUCAUAGAGAAAGGAAAGGAAAUGAUCAAUGAUAAAUUCGGCGAAGAUAGCGAUGAUAAGAGCGAUAAAAAGAGCUUUCGUGAAUCGACAAGAACAGGAAUCAAAGGCAUUGCUUUAUCUACUACUCAAGCUGUAACUAAUUAUGCAAAGAGGUUCAAUGAAGAAGAUAAACAAUGGUUAAUUUACACCAGUGCAACGAUUCUUGUCGUUGCACUCGGUGUUUACGCUUCUUACAAGUAUCGUUCCUCGCGUAGACCAUAA
Messenger RNA from Vicia faba (fava bean), 609 nucleotides. NCBI's taxonomy places the organism in Eukaryota, Viridiplantae, Streptophyta, Magnoliopsida, Fabales, Fabaceae. The record is from the annotation of a GenBank genome assembly.